This is a messenger RNA of Hypanus sabinus (Atlantic stingray), 3348 nucleotides long. Its product is annotated as organic cation/carnitine transporter 2-like. The transcript has 11 exons. The record is from RefSeq and is a predicted model, not a curated record. Gene Ontology annotation, cellular component: membrane. Gene Ontology annotation, molecular function: transmembrane transporter activity. Lineage: Eukaryota; Metazoa; Chordata; Chondrichthyes; Myliobatiformes; Dasyatidae. Gene Ontology annotation, biological process: transmembrane transport. Bases 1 to 1719 code for a protein of 572 amino acids.
AUGAAAGAUUACGAUGAAGCUACUGCUUUUCUGGGGGAAUGGGGAUUUUACCAGAAAAGAAUCUUCUUUUUGCUCAGUAUUGGAAUAAUUCCAAAUGGCUACGUGGGUUUGUCUCUGGUUUUCCUGGCGGAUACCCCUCAGCACCAUUGCCGAUUGUCCAACUCUUCGAAUACAACCUUCGCAGAAGCUUUCCAUAUGAAUCUGAGUUUACUGCUGCCCUUGGAGACAGCGGGAGGUAAGCAGACAUACAGUAAAUGCACCCGAUUCAAACAUCAGGUGCAAGAUGGUUUCAAUGACACAACAGAAGAGACAGAGCACUGUGUAGAUGGCUGGGUGUACAGCAAAGAGAGAUACAUUUCUACAAUUGUCAGCGAGUGGAAUCUUGUCUGUGGCAACAACUGGAAAGGACCUUUUACCAUGUCGGUGUUCUUUCUGGGAAUGACAUGUGGUGCAUUUAUUUCUGGACAUAUUUCAGACAGGUAUGGGAGAAAAGUUGUUCUCUUUGGAGCAAUGCUGAUGCAAACAAUCUUAAGUUUCAUUCAGGUGGCCUCUUGGAGCUGGGAAGUGUUCUGUGUACUGUGCUUUCUUAUUGGCUUCGCAGAUAUCUCAAAUUAUGUAGCUGGCUUUGUUCUAGGAACAGAGCUCCUUGGUAAAACUGAGAGGAUUGCUUACUCAACAUUGGGUGUCUGCAUGUUUUAUGCCAUAGGCUACAUUAUUCUGCCACUCUUUGCAUUUUAUAUCCGUGAAUGGAGGAUGUUACUCCUUGCUUUGACUCUACCAGAACUUCUGUACAUUCCCUUUUGGUGGCUUAUACCCGAGUCACCCAGAUGGCUGAUCACUCAAGGUCGAGUAAAUGAGGCAGAAAAAAUUGUUCAAGGUUUUGCUGCAAAAAAUGGCAUUAGGAAUGUUGGAGUGAUAUUUCAGGUCACAGAUUGCAGAGAAUAUAUGCUUCUGAAUACCUCAAAUAAUCAAAAGCAUCCAUAUAGUUUCUUGGAUUUGGUUAAAACAUCAAAUAUACGGAAUGUCACAAUUCUUUCUUUCCUUGUGUGGAUGAUUACUUCCACUGGAUACUUUGUGUUAACCCUGGGUACUCCCAAUAUGUAUGGCGAUCCUUACCUCAACUGCUUAAUUUCUGCAAUCAGUGAAAUUGUAGCCUAUAUAAUUGCUUGGUGGAUGAUGCAUAAUGCCCCUCGACGUAUGUCAACCGCACUCAUGUUGUUACUUGGUGGUGCUGUUCUGCUUGUCAUUCAAUUUAUUCCUUCAAGUCUUCACCAUUUUGCUAGGGUGUUGGUGAUGAUUGGAAAGACAGGGAUUACAAUAUCCUUUGCAAUAAUCUAUGUUUUCUCUGCUGAGUUGUAUCCGACUGUGGUGAGGAACAUGGGGAUUGGAGUGUGUUCCAUGGCAUCCAGGAUUGGCAGCAUUGUCUCCCCAUAUUUUGUUUACCUCGGAAUGUAUAAUCAGAUGUUACCUUUCAUGUUAAUGGGCACUUUAAUCCUGCUGGCUGGAAGUUUCUGUUUACUUCUACCUGAAACACGUGACCAACCCCUUCCAGAAACAGUGUACCAGGUACAGGCUAUGAAAUGUCCAUGCUCUCCUAGUGCCACGUAUCAUUCUGGAGCAAAUACAUCCACUGAAUCUCCUGCCCAAGAGGUUGAAACUGAGAACAAUGGUAGUUACUUCCUGCCUUCAAGAAUGGACCAAACUGUGGACAUACACUAGCAGCAGAUCAUCAUGUGAAAGUAUCUCCCCCAACACUCCUGCUUCGGUGACCCGACUGUCAUCCAGCAUUAUCCAAGAUUGGAUAGAGUGGUUCUUUGGUCUUAAUAGUUUUGCAAUUUUGCUUUCUUGUCAUUUCAUUGUUUAGCACUUGGCAAUAGUGAAGAGCAGAAGAGGCAAAGCUCUCAGCAAUGUUGUAGACUGAUAGACCAGGCUACCACUAGUGCCAUGUUUGGGGCACAUGCACACGGGCAUAGUUUUCAAAUUCAAUAUUUCCAGCAGAAGACCCUGUGAGUUGCAACUGAUUAAAUUGCUAAAGCAAUAGUGGACAAACCAUGACACAAACUCAUCUCAAUGCGAAGUAUUCAUUUUGGAUAAAUGUGAUACACCAUAACCUUUGAUCUGAUCUGUGUUUCAAUAUAUCUUUUGAGUCUCGUCCCUGCUCGCCUAGACCCCAGGCUCUCCUUCUGGAGUCUCACCCAGCUUUCCAAGUGCAUUGCCAGAAUCACAUUUCAUUCAGAAACAGAAGUAGAAAAAAAACUGAUGAAUAACUGAAGGAAAAAGUAAUUGAUGGUUGUUGAACCAGCCCCAUACAAGUUGCAUCCUUUUAGAUGAUGUUGUUAAUGAAAAGCUUGGUAAUAUAAUGAUUUAUACAGUGAGUGAUUUAUUUUACCUUUAUUUAUGCGUUGUUUUCUGCCUCACGGAGGGUAAAUGACUAUCAUUCUGAUUGUGGGUGGAAACAGCAACCAUUCUGCUGGUUCAAGGUUUCAAAGGUACAUUUAAUGUCAGAGAAAUGUAUGCAAUAUACAUCCUGAAAUACUUUUUCUUCGCAACCAUCCACAAACAACAGAAGAGACCCCAAAGAAGGAAUGACAGUUAAAUGUUAGAACUCCAAAGCCCACCCCCUAGCUCCCCCCUCCUACACGUAAGCAGCAGCAAAGCAAUGAACCCCCCAGCAAAAAAAAGCAUCGGCACCCCCCCACCAAGCUCUCAAGUGCGCAGCAGAACAUCAAUAUAGACACAGACUUGCAAUACCCCAAAGACUACUCAUUCACCCAUGAUUUUUUAAGCUGCCUAGUUUAAACAAAGAAAUGCAGUAGAACUAUAGAACCAUAGGACAUUACAGCACAGAAACAGACCUUUUGGCCCUUCUUAGCUGUGCCGAACCGUUUUUCUGCCUAGUCCCACUGACCUUCACCUGGACGAUAUCCCUCCAUACGUACAAAUAGAAAAUGCAAAACCAUCAACAAAAAUAUAAAAUUUUUCUCACACAAAUUCUUCCUCAGAAGAACAAUGCAAAACUGGCUUUGAAAUACUUAAAAAAGUGCAGUAACUCAAAUAGAGAAGAGGAUGGCUAGCAGGAAAAUUAAGUCUGAUUUGCAAAAAGAACAACUGAUUUUAAAUAUAGAGAGAAAGCAAGUGGAGUAUCUGCAGUCAACCCAAGAACCUGGCAGCUUACUCAAAACAGCCAUGUAAAAAUUAGAUGAUAAAAAUACUGAAGAACCAAAACCGCAAACAAUAAGGGGAAGGCCCUGGUCCCUCUGUAGUGAGCACUGUAAAAAGACGUUCAAAUUAUUUGGAAAUUAAUGAAUGUUAUAUGAAUACUUUGCCAGAAUGUAUGUUAUAUUUCAA